Molecule: messenger RNA, 7583 nt
Organism: Lymnaea stagnalis (great pond snail)
Lineage: Eukaryota; Metazoa; Mollusca; Gastropoda; Lymnaeidae
Source: the annotation of a GenBank genome assembly
UGCAGUGCGGGCAAACCUACCCCAUGCCUUCCCCCCAACUCCGUUACCAAGGAACAUGUAUGAUUAGUGCAACUCGGGACUGAUUUCUUUACUGUUCACUCUACAAUACAACACUAUUUGUUUACAAGAUAUUGAAAACUAUCGGUUUCUAUAACCUUUGCAGAUCUAAUGUUAAUUAACUGAAGAUCCUUCUAUCUUCAUUUUAGAAUCAAAUCUUAAUUUAGCCAAUUGCUUCUUGAAGAAAAUGAAAGGGUUUACAAUUAUUAGUAAUUUGAGAGGUGCUUUUUGGCUGGCUUUCAUUGUUUCAUCUGCUUAUGGACCUAUGCCAACAGCAAGUGCUUGUUUCCGAUGCGGCGCCUCCGAUCACACACUUACCCAACGUAUGACAGCCACUGAAAGUCUAAAUAAAUUAAUGGUAAGUAAAUCACAUUUUUAAAAUAAAGGUUACUAAAUACUAACACCAGGUUUGCAAUUGCAGGCCUAUUUUUUUUUUAGUUCUACAUGAUGAUUUUUUUAUUUUUUUUUUAGUAACAGGAAUUCAAAUAGGGCUAAUACUAAUACUAAUUACUAUAGGCAUAGGCCAUGACUAUAGGCAUAGGCCUACAAUUAGUAUUAGUACUAUUAGUACUAAGUAUUAUUACUAUUAAUAUACACUAUUGACUAUUUAUUUAUAGACCUCCCUCCACCUAAAUUGCGUUCGUUUUCUUUUAAAUAAUUCAAUUAGACUACCUGCAACUUUCAGUUAUAAAAUUUUAUAAGGCAUUCUUUCAAAACCUGUUUUUUAGACAGAGAAGUUGAAAAUAUAUAAUAUUAAUUAAUAAAAUAAGUUGAGAAUUGAGAAUCUGUAAAAGAAAAAAAUUGUAGGCCUAAGUUUUCUAUGCAUGGUUUAAGUUUAAGUUUAACACCCAGAUGUUCACAUAAUGAGCCUGCCAUUGUUUUAGUGUUAGGACAAUUUUUUUAACCUUCAAUUUCAGUUGUAUUUCCAUUAUCAAACAUUUAAAUAUUGAUAUCUUGUUUAUUGUUUCAUCAGACAGAUGUAAAAACCAAUGAUAAAAUUUGGCUCUUUGCUGUUGAUGGCAGGAAAAGGCCAUAUAACUUUCUGUAAGUCUUGAUUAUUCUUUUUUCUUUUAAAAAGUAGAUCUUACAGGAUGAAUAAAAGCUGACAGCAUUUAAGAUUUGAUUUUAUAAAUAUUAUAUGAUAUUCCCAUAAGAUGUCAAUUACAAUUUCUUUUUAACAAAGGACAAGCUCUUUUCACUUAAAAUCUCUGUGACAUUACAUUGAAUGUAUUUAUUAAUGAAUAUAUUUUUGUUUCAGUGAUGCUAAUGGAGUCCUUGUUGGUUUUGAUGUUGACAUCAUUAACAAAGGUGCUUUAGAAUUAUGCAAAUUAAUUACAUCAGACAUCAGAGUAAACUUUUCCAUCCCACGUGGCAAUCACCCAUAGCUGAGGAUGACCCUAGACCACCUGGGGUUUAAUAUGCUUUUCAUAUUUAUGAUAUUUGGAUGGGAAAUAUUUAAAAUGUAUUUUGUUUUAAAUACUAGUACAUGCAAAUUUUGGGUAUCCAUGAAGUCAUGCACAUAACAUUUAUGACUGUUUCACCCUGGCCCUCAUGCAGGAACAUCAUGUCAGGUUUUUUCAAGAGGGGGGAAGACUAAAACUUGCCGGCUUGUUGAGUUGUUUAUUACUGGAGGUGCCACCACAACAUAUAAAUAUAGCAAUUUAAAUGAAACCUGCAAAUUCAGGUGUGACUAAUCCCCCCCCCCCAACCAUCCUACCCAAGUAGUACCACCACCCUCAUGUCUCCUCUUGGUCCCUGCCCACCCAAAAAAACAACACUUUCAAUCUCCACAACUCACUGGUAGUCCUUUUACCUUGACCCUAUCCUCUACCACAUUAUCCACCCUUGCCCAUCUCUUUCCUCAUUAAUCCCAAUAUCUCUUAUACUGACCCUACUUAAAAGUAAUUUACUUAAAAUUUAAAUUGUAAGCCUUACAUGUAAGUUAAUGUAAAACAUUUUUUGUUGUUCAGUUUGCAGUAUUAUUCAAAAGCAGUGCAAACUAGUUUUGGCACAGUUCACAGAAUGCACCAUUACAAACAGAAAUAUUAACUACCCAGGCAGGGGUAAGUUUUUUUCCAUAUAUUUUUCCAGUUUGUGUUAUGGAUAUAAUUCAAAUAAAAGUAAUUAACAUAAUAUAUAAUCUUUGUAAAGUAAGUUGGCCUAUAAGGUUUUCUUUCUCAAAAGUUGUUAUUUGUGUUAUCACUAUUUUAUAAUUAACUGAAGAUAUCUCAAUCUCUAAGGUGAAAUUUCUCGAGUUAUAAAAAAAAUGAUGCAAACUUAAGGUGGGGCAUAUUUUUUCUAUCGCCAGGAUUGAUGUCAGAAUGGUUUGAUGGAUGCCCCGGCUAUGCCAUGUCGGUUGACAGAGCAGGCGCAUUUGAUUUUACAGACCCUUAUCUGGCAACAGAAUCAUCAUUCACUGUGUUGCAAGGAAACCCAUCAUUAUUUGACCCAGAUUCCCAAGACUAUUCAUCUUUCACUUUGAGUGAGUUUUCUAUAUCAAUCAUUAUUUUCACUAUCUGUUAUAAACUUACUAACAACAGAACACAAAAUCAGUCAAAUGUACAGUAGAAUUCUUUUUUUUUUCAAAAUAGGCCUAAUUGUGAGUAAGUGCUAUUUACAAAUAGGUAUGAUUAAACUUUUUGUUUGGUGGGAAAGGAUCAUAAAAUGUUUAUAACCAAUUGUUUUAAAUGAAAUUUUUAGGUCUGUUUCUCAUAUCUCUUGUUAUUCUACUUCAAUGAAAAUAGUAUUAAGAAAAUAUGUAUCACAUGAUUGAAUCUUGUUCUCAUUUUACAUGAUCUAAAUAGAUUAUAUUAACUCGUGAUAUUACUUGAUGUUUUCUGUCUAACCUACCAGCACAUCUUAAUGGAGCAGUCACAAAUGCGCUUUGCCUGGCUAGACUGAAAAAGACGUUCGGAAAUAUUAUUGUGGCAGCCAAUUUACCAGAAGCCAAAGAGCUACUACUGAAUGGAACGGUAUGUUUGAUCAUUUUAAAACUACAGUUUAGAUGUCAUUUGUUGCUUAUUUCGAUGCUUAAAGCACAUUCAAAUAACACAAGUGUUUACAUUUUUCAAAUAAAACAGUUUAUGAAUAUUUAUGAAUUUCACUUGAUAUAAAUUACGUUUAUGCUAAGUUUUCUUGUGUUAAAAUUCGACAGAUUUUAAUUUUUUAAGUAACUUUUAAAAUACAAUGUCAGUAUUUAAUAAAUUAUCUUUUCUGUUUAUCUUAGGCUGAUGUCCUUUUCUCUCCUAGAAAUGCCAUAGACGGCCUGGAAGUUUUGCCUCAAAGAGUGCGCUGUGACAGUGGUGGAGUUGGCAUCAUGCUGAAGAAAGGCAGUCAGCUCUCCGCUUGGUGGAAUCCUGCAUACGAAACUUUUGUAUUAUCUGGUGGAUAUGAAGAGUUGUGUUUGCAGAGUCAAGUCAAAUAUAAUGGUACGCCUGUCUUAUCGACUUUUUGUGAUUCUGACUGCUUUUAAAAUUGUUUAAAUAAAAAUAUGUGUUCUCAAUUGGUUCCAUAAUAUUUGUUUCUUAAAAAAAAUAAAAUAUUAAAAAUUAAGCCGGCUGCAAUAAUUACUAAAAGAAAAUCUUUGUCUAUUAGAAUGCUAAAUAUUUUCACAUUGAUAAUAUUUAAAGCUUUCUCCUAUUUUCAUUUCUUUGUUUAAUGAAACGGAACUUUACUUAGAAAAGCCUUUGAAAUUUGAGCUACCGUUAACCUCCAUUUGGCCGGUUUUAUUUUAUAUUUACUCCUUAAUUAUAAUUUUUUGUCCAUUAUUUUAAUUCUAGCAACGAUUGAUUGUCUUCCACCAACGUAUGCUGCUAACCUGAUAGAAAUGAAUGACCUGAGCUUUGAUCCCCAUUCAAUCCCUCAGGUAUUGGCAUUAUCUCUGUCACUGUAUCAUUGUUACAGUUCUAUGAAUGACGUUAGCUUUGAUCCCCAUUCAAGCCCACAGGUAUUGGCAUUAUCUCUGUCACUGUAGCACUUUUACAGGACUGAAAAUGUCUCUAGUUUCUAUAUAAGUUGAUUUUCAAUUUUUUUCUCGGCUUUUUUUAUCUGUUUGCACACAUUUUACGUGAGAUCCUUUAGGCAAUAUUUAAAGUUUUUCAAACAUUUUCAUGAACACCGGGGACCUGAUUCUUCAUAAUAACUUCUUGUAGGAGUUCAAGUUAUAUUCCAUCUUUCUGUCUUCGAGAAAUGAUGGAGUAGCCCUGAACACUUAAUCAAAUAGCUUACUUGGCCAUUCCUGGAAUGGCAGUCUCGGCUGCAUUUCUUGCAUGAGAUCCUUGACUCCUGGUUAAAUUUGGGCCCUUUUUGUUGCAAGGGCUUUUUUUUUGCACAUCUUCUGCCUUUUUGACUCCUUCAUUCUGUUCGCCAGCUGGAACUGUGCUCAGGGAUGAUCUCCUACUCGUUGAUUUUUAUGUUUGCGAACGUCCUUAAAUAGCAUCUGCGGCCGACCAAUAAGUCUUGCCCUAUGGAAGUUCAAGUAAUGGUGCAUAUGUUCUAUCCUGAGCUGAUUACCAAUGUACCAGAAUAUUCCUGGUACAAAUUUGAACAUAAGGGGAACAAAUUAUUUCUACAAAAUAAUUUUUUGUUUUUGAAGGUGAAUGACCCUAAAGUCUGGCUGUUUACUGUAAGUGGCAGGAGAAAGCCUUUCAAUUUUCUGUAAGUUGUUAACAAAUAGUUAAAUUAUUAUGUGAUGGAUUGGCUCAAGCAAAUGUGUUAAUAUCUAACAAUAAUUCCUAUAAAUUACCUCUAUGUCAGUUCUAAACUGUAUGCUUAAUUCUUUUCAUCAACAGUGACAGUGAAGGUGUUCUAACAGGUUUUGAUGUUGAUUUUGUAAACGCAGGUUGGUAGGCCCCUAAGCACUUAAAAAUUAUCACAAUGCUCGUCUAUAAAUUAUCUUACAAAGUAUUCAGUAGUAAUAAGUAGUAUAUAUUAUAUUAUUAUGUCAAGUUCCCCUUUCUGUAAUUAAAAUUAUUUCAGGGACAUAUGAUUUGAAAAUAAAUCCAGCUGAGUUUGAUUGUUUUUUUCUUUUCAGUUUGUACAUUUGCCAAUAAAAAUUGUGCAACAGUUUUAUCAGAAUUUACAGAAUGUUCAUUUACGGAUCGCAACAUCAAUUAUCCAGGCAGAGGUCAGCUCAUAACUUAAGCAGAUAAACAUGUUUUACUCUUCAGGCUUUUAUUUGCCCGCUCUUGUACGAUCCACUUUGUUAUUUGAAAUACUAUGCUUACUUUUCUGUGCGGUAGGGCUGGAUGCACUAAUAAUGGGACUCACUGUUUUAUGUCACUAUUUUAUUGUAACUCAAAGCAGUGAAAUGUUGACUUUCUCAAGCUAACAACUGAAAAAAAUAUAAGCACCAUUAGUCAUUAAUUAUGGCUAUGUAAAAUUAGCAAUGCAACAUUCAAAUGGACAGCUCUCUAACCAUAUCCAGGUCUAAUGGAUGGCUGGUUUGAUGCUUGCACCGGUUAUGCUGAUUCCCUGGACAGAGAAAACGCCUUUGACUUCACUGAUGCAUACCUGAGAUCUGGUGCCUUCUACUCGGUGGUUCCAGGAAAUCCAUCAGGAUUUAAACCAGACCUGGAUGACUUUUCUCCCUUCACAUUCAGUAAGAUAUCCAUGGAUUCUUCAUUCACUGUAAUUUAAAGAAUAAUUAUUUUCUAUUUUUAGAAAUAAAAAUGACAAAAAGCUUCAGUUAAAAUGUUUACAUUCAAGAAAAUGUAAGGUCAUGUGACUUGUCUGCUUGCUGUGUAAAAGAGUCAGUGUCUUCCUUUCAUUCACUUUGCACUGUUAAAUGUUUUGUUUUUAGUUCAUUUGACGGGAGCCUACACCAAUGGACAGUGUUUGAAUAGACUAAAUAAAACAUAUAAUAAGAUCAUCAUUGCCAGUAACUUACCUGAAGCCAAGGCCAAGCUCCUCAGUGGAGAGGUAAGGCGUUAAUUUAGCUGCUUUGUCAUUACAAUUUUUACGACAAUUUUUACUUCAUUUCAGUUGGAAUGGUGUAAUUAGCUACAAAUGUUGAAUUAAAAAAAAAUAAAUAAAUGUAACAAAUCUUUGAUUUAUUUAACAUCGUGUUGUUGAUUAUGGGCAAGGCAGUAGUUGUUUUUAAAAUUUUGUACCAAUUUAUUUAUAGAGUGUUUUAUUAGUAGUGAUGGGUCUCUUAGACUGUUCUUUGAUGCAUUUUAUUGGUGGUUAGCCAAUGAGAGUCCAUUUCUUUAUGAUGUAAAAAGAAUUUUGUUUUUAAAACUGAUGAGAGAAAAGUUUGUCUAGGUUUCACUGAUUUGGUUAAAACGGGCAUUUAAUCUUCUGCAGGCAGAUGUUCUGUUUGCCCCCCGCAGUAACAUUCCAGACCUUGAGACGCUACCUAUAGAAGUCCACUGUGAGCGUACAGGCUCUUCCAUCAUGACCAAGAAAGGCAGCGCGUUGGUCUCCUGGUGGAAUGAAGCCUUUAGGUCAUAUGUCCAGCAAGGAUUGUUCAGACAGUUGUGUGCUGAGAGUGUGUUUAAAUAUGGAUGUGAGUCUUUGUGCAAACAUGUUAAAUAAGAUCUGUUGUGUUGAUAUAUUUAUAUCGCCAUCUAUUCCUCUUUUGAAGCAGUUACCAAACAAAGAAGAUUUCUCUUUUUUAUAACUUUCUAUUUCCUCCUUUUUGUACACCCUCAAUGCUGGAUUUAGUGUUCGUCAUCUUUGUGAUUGGAUUUCACUAGUCCUUUCAAUCCAAAAAUCCCUAUAUUUAUUUUAGUUAUUGGGUUUUUCUGACUGGAUGAAUACAAAACAAAUGUUUUUAUCGAUUAGAUCUCUUUAGUACUUUGACAUUUAAAAAAAAAAAUCUUUUCAUUAAAAUCAGAAAAAUCACUUUUAUUUCCAAAAAUGAUGUGGAAGUCUUAAACAUCAAAAACAAUUAUUUUUAAGCAAAAAACAUGCAGCAUAAAAUCUAUGCAUGCUGUUGUGUGAGGAGGAGGGGGCGGUCUGCACUUUUUUCUUUACAAAAAUGGGUGCCAAAGAUUUUUAGUGGAAGGGUGCGGCAUAAUCUUGGACCAUUCCCUGGCCUGACUAAACCUAGCCGAUUUAUGAAUAUGAUUUUGUGAAUGAAGGAGAAAAAGUUUUUAAAGAAUAUUUUGAAGGGUGGGCCUUUCUUGAAAUACAUUGCAUUUGUAUCAACUGGGUUAUUGAUUAAUAUUUUUUACUGUCAGAACAAAAUUUCCAGGAAACUUGGAGUGGUUUGAUUUUAAUUCAAGAAAAGACUAACUAUGUAACAUUUCUCUGUUUCAAAGACUGACUAUGUAACAUUUCUCUGUUUCAGAUCCCAUUUCCUGCCUCACAGCAUUUGAUGGACAACAUAAUUAGAGCUCUUUGGUGUUGCCAUCUUUGUGUGCCUGAUGUUCAUGUUAAGCAUUAAAACUUAAGCAUUGUAAAAGAAGUGUCACUGUCUUUUCUCUUUUAAGACUUGGGAGUUCUCAAUGUUUUUUUGUUUUUUUUUAAACAGCGUUCAGAUUUCAAUGUUGUUAUUUGUAUUAAAUUAUAUGUGAUAUAGAAAU